CAACAAAAUGCAACCGGCAGAACGGUCUACGUUGGAAACCUGCCCGCAGAGGCUUCAGUAGAUGAACUUUUGAGUCAAGUCAAGUUUGGUCCCAUCGAAAAUGUUCGCAUUCUACCCGAGAAAAAUUGCGCUUUCAUCUCUUUCCUUGAUGGGAACAUGGCAGCAGCCUUUCAUGCAGACGCUUCAGUGAAGAAAAUGUCACUACACAAUCAAGAGCUGAAGAUCGGAUGGGGAAAACCAUCUGCUUGCCCUACGCCGAUUUUGAUGGCCGUUCAACAAAAUCAAGCUACACGAAAUGUGUAUUUGGGACAAUUGGACGAAGAAACCACCGAGCAAAGUUUGCGAGAUGAUCUUUCCCGUUUCGGGCCAAUCGAUCAGGUAAAAAUUGUUCGAGACAAAAAUAUUGGGUUUGUACACUUUCUCAGUAUUGGAACAGCUAUCAAAGUUGUCUCCUCUUUACCCAGCGAAGCAGCUUGGUCAGGCAAGCGAGUCAAUUACGGUAAAGAUCGUUGUGCAUACGUACCCAAAAGUCAACAACAAAAUCAAGCACACAACAGUCAAGCAGCUGCAAUGGGUAUGGCCGCUGCUGCUUCAUUGGGCUAUCCAACAGGUUAUAAUCCUGCUGCCGCUGCUUUGAGUAGCGGAUACGGCAAUAUACCCUCACCUGGUGGAACUGGAGAUGAAAGUCGUUCUCCUGCAGCAGUUGCUUCUGUGUUUGGUCCGAUGGCAAAUACUGCCGCCUUACAACAAAUGGGAAACCGAACGGUUUAUUUGGGAAACAUCCACCCUGACACAAGCACUGAAGAGAUUUGCAAUCAUAUCCGUGGAGGUAUUUUACAGAAUAUUCGUUUCAUUCCCGAGAAACAUAUUGCGUUCAUCACAUUUAUCGAGAGUAAUGCUGCUUUGGCAUUUUAUCAUUUGGCAAGUUAUUCGGGUAUCAUGAUCCAUCAACGCAGGCUAAAGAUUGGUUGGGGAAAACAUUCAGGUCCUUUGAGUCCUGCAAUUGCAAUGGCCGUUCAAGCAGGUGGCAGCAGAAAUGUAUACAUUGGAAAUGUGGAAGACUUUGACUUGCACACAGUGGACAAAUUAAGAGCUGAUUUUGGAGAAUAUGGCGAAACAGAAUUGGUCAACACAUUCAGAGAAAAGAAUUGCGCUUUCGUUAACUUUUGCAAUAUUCAAAACGCAAUCAAAGCGAUUGAAGCGAUGAAAAAUCAUCCAGAUUACACAAACCAACGGGUGGGAGCAGGUAAAGAUCGUUGUGGAAAUCCGCCAAGGGCAGUGACAAAC
Molecule: messenger RNA, 1287 nt
Organism: Meira miltonrushii
Lineage: Eukaryota; Fungi; Basidiomycota; Exobasidiomycetes; Exobasidiales; Brachybasidiaceae
Exons: 1
Biological process (GO): mRNA splicing, via spliceosome
Cellular component (GO): cytoplasmic stress granule
Molecular function (GO): mRNA binding
Source: RefSeq, a predicted model, not a curated record